UUCCUAUCAUACAUAAAUACCACCAUCAUCUUAAUUUAUUAAGAGUUGCAAUAUGUCCAAGCGAAUAGCCAAAGUGAUAUCGACAGAACUGCUCGAUAAUAAAGAUGCAAAGUGGAUCAAUCUUGUGAAAAUCACCUACGAAGAUGAGAAUGGUCAAGUCCGCACAUGGGAGGCUAUGAGACGCCCCACCCGACCUAAAGCCAGUGCCGUUGACGCCGUACAAAUGAUGGUAGUUCUCCACAGACCCGAAACGGGUCCCGAACUCCUCCUCGAGAAACAGUUCCGGGCACCAGCCGGUAAAAUCGUCAUUGAAUUCCCGGCUGGCCUUGUUGAUGAGGGCGAGACUCCCGAGCAAGCGGCCUUACGCGAACUGAAGGAAGAGACCGGUUACAUCGGCGAGGUGGUACCAGAUCGUGGGGGUACACGGCCAAUUCUUUUCAGCUCUCCCGCAUCAUCAAGCUCUAGCACCUUCCUUAUCCACCUCAAAGUCGACCCCGACAAGGAAGAAAACCGUGACCCGAAACCGCAGCUAGAAGAUGGCGAGUUCAUCGAGUGUUUCUGGGUGCCAUUAAACAACCUGUACGCUGAAUGCAGGAAGCUAGAGGCCCAGGGCUUCGCUAUUGAUGGCAAGGUCGGCGUGUUUGCGGAAGGGCUUGAGAUGUCGAAAAUUUGGUCCGCUUGAUUACUUUCAGGGAGCCUUGGUCAUAAUACGAUAAUUCCAACUAGCUUCAUCCGCCACCCUCGCAUCAGCCAUUUCUAAGCCAUUGAAUCUACAUCAGCAAUCAACGUAUUUUGCAAGGCAAAUUAGCAAUUACAGCGCUCAUAGCGCCUGGCAUCUUUCUAGAUACCUAGGUAUAUAAUCCACGUCCUUACUACAUUACUAUAUCACUACCAACACCUAGAGGAGCCACAACACCAUUUCCGCAGCUCGCGAUCAAGACAUACAGCUUGGAUUCCUUGUUGUAAUUUACGG
Molecule: messenger RNA, 973 nt
Organism: Hypoxylon trugodes
Lineage: Eukaryota; Fungi; Ascomycota; Sordariomycetes; Xylariales; Hypoxylaceae
Product: putative ADP-ribose pyrophosphatase
Exons: 5
Coding region: 53-682 (209 amino acids)
Biological process (GO): ribose phosphate metabolic process; nucleoside phosphate metabolic process
Cellular component (GO): cytosol; nucleus
Molecular function (GO): ADP-ribose diphosphatase activity
Source: RefSeq, a predicted model, not a curated record